GUAUCACUCCACCUCCACUUCCACAAACAUGAAGGAACUUCGGUUCAGGCCUUCCCGCGCUUUUGCCGACUUCAAGGCGACUCUCGACGGCUUUACCGCAAACCCAUCCGACACGUCCAAGACUCGCAAUCUAAGAAUCUUGGCUGUCAUAGUCUGCAAGGAGCUGCAGGGCGCGACGAUUUCCUUGGUGGAGCGGGAAUGUCGGGGGUUUUGGGCCUCCAUUGUCACGGCCCACGCAUGCGCGGCGAGGCUGCUGGCCGCAAACGUGACCGCAGCGGAAAGCCUAGAGCCGUUUAAGGCAACCUCCCUGCUCCAAUGGAGCGCUCUUACUUCUUUCGCCAAACGACGUGACCCAGCGCUGCCGACCCUAGCUCUCGCCAUCCUUCGCGGCGACGCCCUCAACGUCUAUGCCCAGAUCCUGGCGUCCGUGCGCUCCGCCUUAGCAGCAGAAAUGCCUGUGACGGCCAGCAGCGGCACCGGCGGACAGAGCGAGGAGGCUGGCGGCAGCAGCAGCCGCCGCCACAGCAGCAGCAACAGAAGCAACAGCAGCCGCGGCAAGCAGCCUUCUCCUGCCGAGGAGCUGUCUCCUGACGAGGCUCAGCCUGCUGAUAUGCACCAGCUGCUUUCAGCAGGCGGGAUCGCCUGCGAAGCAGCUCUCGCGCUAAUGGGAGUCCUGUCGGCGGAUGGUCCCGAGGGGCCGAUGCACAACGAGCUGCUUGAGGCCCUGGCUCGCAGUGGUGUGGUGGAGCAUGCGGCCGCGGCGGUGAUGUGGGUCGAGACGGAGGGGCUGGUGGGAGCCGCCGGAAGGGGUGCAGCAGCCGCUGAGGAGGGGGAGGAGGGGGAGGACGGGGGGGAGGAGGGCGGGGGGCCACUGGUGAUGAUGCUGCAUGUGCAACUCAUCAGAAUCCUGGGCGUACACAGCUGGCCGCAAGCACAGCCGCCACAGCCGCCACAGCCGCCGCAGCCGCCACAGCCGCCGCCGGGUUCGCCGGGUUCGGCGUUCGCGACCUCGGCGACGACAGCAGCAGCAGCACCGGCAGCCCAGCCCGCCACUGCCGCUGCUGCUACAGCUGCCGCUGCUGCUGCUACUGCUACUGCUGGGCCUGCUACUGCUGGGCCUGCUGCUGCCGCAAGCCAGGACGACGGGGCGGCACGUCGCCAAGACCUGCUGCGCCGCCUUGUGUCCGGUCCUGCGGUGCAGUGGCUGGCGCUGUCCGCCCUGCAGAUUAGACUUGAAGAGGUGAAGGAGCAGGAGGAGGAGAAGGAGGAGGAGGAGGAGGAGGUGGAGGAGGAGGAGGAGGAUGCGCCCGCCGAGGGAGAAGGGUUGGAGGCAGAGGCGCAGAAGCGGCGGGCGCAGGGCGGCGGGCGAGGACAGGCGGCGGAGUGUGGCGAUGGCUGCGGCGGGAGUGCUGCAAGUACAGGCCUAGGCAGCCUGGUCGCCGAGUCCAGCAAAGGGGACGCUGAGGCGUUUGGGCACAUGUUCAUGGCCAUUGAGUUGGCCGCACACGUCUUUGCGUUCUGCCCCCCGAGCGAUUCUGACCUGCUGACCCGCGCGGCGGCCGCCACCGCCGCCGCGCGCUUGCAAUCCCGUCGCCGCGAGGCGCUUGCGACAGUGGCCCAGCCGCAGCCGCCGCCACAGCUGCAGCCACAGCUACAGCCGCAGCUGCCGCAGCAGCUACAGCCACAGCCGCAGCCAUCACAGCAGCAGGCGGCGCAGGCGGCCGACGCGCGUUUUUUUCGGAUGCUUCUGUUCAUGCUGUACUCGGCUGAGACUGCUGGGGCUCAGGCCGCCGUUCGCCUCAUUGCCGAAGACCUGGCGGCGGCAUGGCGGCGGUUGUGGGUGGGUCUACGCCUGCUGCUGCGCGUGUGGGGGCGGCUGGAGCUGCAGCAGCCGGCGCAUGCGGCGGCUCGGCUAGGGGAGCUGUGGGUGGUGGUGGCGGCGCCGCUGUGUGCGCCCGCGGCUGCGGCGACGACAGCGUUUCACAGCAAACACGCACUGCUGGCCAUUGACGGGCUGCCAGGCGUUCUAGCGUCGCCAUUGGCGCCGGCGGCGCCCGCGCAACUAGUGCCCGCACAUGCGCCGCAGCCGGUGGCGGUGGCGGUGUCGGCAGCUGCUACAGCAGCGGAUGACCAGGCAGCUGGCCAAUCUGGGUCAGUAGCAGAACCCGCCGCGGCGGAGGCCGGCAGCGUCGGUAGUAGCGACGUGCUUAGCACCAGCGGCGGCGGCUGCAGCUACAGCCUGCGCUGCGCGUUGGACGCGGGGCUGCUGCCGGCGCUGGAGCAGCUGCUGCGGCAGGCGAUGGCGGGGCUGGCGGCGGCACCGGCGGCUACGGUGGCGGGCAGUGAUGCAGGUCGCGAUGCGGAGAGGCGCCUGCGCGAUGCAUCGGCCGCCAUCCUUGUGUUUGACACGCUGCUGUGCCAGUCGGGCGUGUGGCCCGCGGUGCUGGCGCACGCGGCUGUGGAGGAUGUGGUGCCGCUGGUGGCGACACUGGCGCGAGCGGCGGCGGCGGCCGUGGAAGCGGCGGCGGCCGCGGAAGCGGUGGGCGCCACCGCCGCCGCCACACCCGUGCGCCAGUUUCUAGCAGGCCGGCUUUGCCUGUCACUGACGGCAAUGCUAGAGCAGCAGCAGGCAGUGGCGGCGGUGGUGGGGCGGCGGGCGGCGGCCUGCAGGGCAGAUGCAGCAGCAGGGGCGGCGGCAGCACCGGCGGCGCCGGCGGCACCCGCGGUGCCUGAUCAGGCAUUCAACUGCGCGGUCAGCACUUGGCUCUGCUGCAACCCACCUAUUGUCGACACUGACGGAAACAUGCGCGCACGUACACGUGCCCCUGCUGUCUGGCGGCCGGCGGGGUUCUGCACGUCGGAGGCAGCGGCGGCUGAGGAACCGGCGGCUGAGGAAGCGGCGGCGGAGGCAGCGACGGAGGACGCGGCGGCGGAGGAAGCGGCGGCGGAGGAAGCGGCGGCACCGACGGCGGCGGAGGCAGCGGCAGAGGCAGCUGCGGUGCAGGCGCCGUCGUCGCAGUCGCCGCCACGGCCGCAGCUGCUGGCGGACUGGGCGGCGCUGCAGUGGCUGCCGGUGCUGAUGAGCGCCGGCGCCGCCAAGCUGGCGGCGGCGGAGCUGGCCCGCGAGGGCAACCCGGCGCCCAUGCAUGCGGCCGUGUGUGAGCCGCUGCUGGGUAGCCGCCUGUCCCGCAGCCUGGCGCGGGUGUGUCGCCACUUCGUCGCGGCCGUGUGGUAUCACAGCCGCUCUCCACACACUGAACAACAGCGGGGCCGGGCGCCGCCGGGGGAGGGGCAGCAACUGCAGGAGGUGACCGAAUCGGAUGUCGCCGCGUUCCUGCUGUCACAGGCCGAGCAAAUGGCGUGGUCGUGGAAGGUCCUCGUUGGCGGGAAAGCGUCACGCAUGAACCUGGGGGACGGGCUGCAGCGGGCGUGCUGCAACUUCCACAUGGCACAGGCAGCCCUGACCCGUGCCCGCACGCAGCGGACUGCGGAUACGGCGGCGGCGCGGGCAGCGUGUGACUGUGGAGCCGAUGCUAGUGGCGCCGGUACGGGCGUUGCUGGCACGGGCGCAGGCGCGGGCGCGGGCGCAGAUGUGCGCGGCGGCUCCCAGGCACGCCCCAGGGGCGGCCGCGGCGCCAGCGGGAAGUGCUGCGGUGAGGUUGAGGCGCUUGGAGGUGUGGACGCUGGCCGCCUUGCGCUCGAGACCGCCGCCGAGGUGAUGGACUUGGCGGAGCUAGCAACCGUGGACGCCUGGUUUGAAGCAGAGGCGAUGAUGAUCAGGCGGACGGGCGAUGCGGGCGCUCACGCUGUUGACGGGGCGUAUGCAUUUCUCGAGCCUUUUAGCGCCAAGGAAAAGGGUGCGCGGCUGGUGCGGUCCCUGCAGCGCUACGGCCUGCGCCGGCGGCCGGGUCUGGAGGCGUUUCUGCGGAUGCUGUCUGGGCAAGAGCAGCAGCAGCCGCCGCCUGCAGCCGCUGCUGCAGCGGCGGCGACAGCCGCAGCGCCCGCGGCAUCGGGGCCGGCGGCCCGGGGCACAAAGGCGCAGCAGCGGCGCGGCGGCGGCCAGCCCCAAGCGGCGGCGGCGGCUGCAGCAUCGGCGGCGGCGGUGGCGGCGGCGGCGAAGCGGGCAGAGCGGCAGGCGGCCGCUGUGGCGGUGUUGGAAGAGUUGGCUGAGCGGUACGGGCUGGCGGGCCCGUCAAUGGAUUUAAGGAGUGCUGCCAUGCAGCUGUUCGUGCUGGAUCCCGCCAGCCUGGGCCAGAGGCUGCUGCUGAAGGAUUGUGAUAAGUUGCUGUCGUCUGAAACGGCUCUGGCCAUGUGGAUGGUUGUGCGCACCGCCGCGCCCUCGCUGCUUUCCAGCCAGGCGCUGUGCGGCAACCCCGCCUGCCGCAGCCUGGACGGCCCCAGCGCGCUCCUGCCGCCGGGCGCCGGCAAGGUGUGCGCGCGCUGCAAGGCGGUGCGGUACUGCUGCGGCGCCUGCCAGCUGGAGCACUGGCGACAGCGGGGCGGGCACGAGGAGGCGUGCGGUCUCAUGCGGAAAAGCGUGGAAACACUGCGAGCGGCGGUGGCUCAGGUGACAGCGGCACAGGCGCCAGCGGAUCAGGGGGUGGCGGCGGCUGGAGAGGCGGCGGCUUAGGCGCAGGCGGCAGCCGAGGCGCUAGCGGCGCUCAGGAGGAGGCGGCGGCCGGGCCGGAGUAGGGGCCCUGAUGGGUGGCGGCUGGUGUGUCGGCGGCUGAGGCAGAUGUACUCCUAUGUGCCUGGGCCUGUGGACGUGGGCGGGUGUUAGGCAGGUGGGCGGUGCAACACACAACUUCUCCCGCGGCCGGGCAAUGCCGCGGUUGUGGCGUGGGCGUGGGCGUGCGCGGGCCUGGUGACGACGCGACGGGGUGCCUGGUCGCAUGGGGCCGGGGGCAUGGAGCCAUGGUGCAUGGUGCUUGCAAGCUGUGCCGCAGGUGGCAUGGGGCAGGGACGGCAGUAAACGGACGUUCUAGGGCUUGGUCACGGCCUUUUGAGCGCUGCCGUGGAAGGUGGCCGUGGCAGGGGCAAACGGGGAAAGUGACACGGAUGCCAUGUGUGUAUGACAUGACGGGCUGGGGCCGCCGGCGGGCUGCGGCGGCCGCGCGGUCGGGUAUCUGGUUCUGAAUGGCACUUCCCCGGCAUGCGUCGCCAGGUAGGUGCCGUGUGCCGGUGCGCAGUGCGGUGGAGAUUGCAGUGUGUGGGGUGGGAAUGUUGUGGAUGCGAGGGACUGAAGCGGCGCGGAAGUGUGCCCUAUCACCCUUUAUGUCACAUGUGUGGGGGCAGGCACUGGCUGCUUACUGCACGUGAGUGCGAUGGGGCAGGUUGGCGUUGUCGUCCCGUAGUGGGCAGCGUACGUAUUUCCUGACUUCGACAUUCAGUUUGCACGAUUGCGUGGCUGGAAUAGCGGCGGAGUGACUGUACCGAGACACUGCUGGCAGGCUGGAAGCAGUUAGCUGACGCGCGUUCCUCAUGCGGAGUGCGCCUGAGGUGUGGGCUGGUUGAAGGCGGCUCGUGUGGAAUGCGGUCCGUUGUGGCUGAUGGCGUGGCGGCGGCUGGUCGGGUGCUUCGGGAGCCAGUGCGGGUUGUGUUUGCUAGGAGCGCGAGACAGGGCGGGGCCGUGGACUUACCAUUUAACCAAGAUCGUAACCUGGCGACGGGCUGGCGGUGACGUGGUCAUCUGCUUGAUGCGGGCGGGGGGCAGCUGGACGCUGCAGUGCCAGUUGCAGGCUAGAGCAGGACGCAGCAGCAAGACGGCAACACGCGGAUGUCAGGUUGUUUCCGGGCAGCUUCCGGUAUGGCUGCCUCGGAUUGAAGCUGUACAGUUAGCUA
Molecule: messenger RNA, 5841 nt
Organism: Chlamydomonas reinhardtii
Lineage: Eukaryota; Viridiplantae; Chlorophyta; Chlorophyceae; Chlamydomonadales; Chlamydomonadaceae
Exons: 1
Coding region: 452-4630 (1392 amino acids)
Molecular function (GO): kinase activity
Source: RefSeq, a predicted model, not a curated record